Pseudoliparis swirei is the source of this 1931-nucleotide messenger RNA. It is a transcript of the gene chek2, whose product is annotated as checkpoint kinase 2. Gene Ontology annotation, biological process: mitotic DNA damage checkpoint signaling; protein phosphorylation. Gene Ontology annotation, molecular function: protein serine/threonine kinase activity; protein binding; ATP binding. The record is from RefSeq and is a predicted model, not a curated record. The transcript is spliced from 15 exons. Lineage: Eukaryota; Metazoa; Chordata; Actinopteri; Perciformes; Liparidae. Bases 206 to 1861 code for a protein of 551 amino acids. Gene Ontology annotation, cellular component: nucleus; cytoplasm.
CCAAAUCAAACCCGGAAACACAGCGGCUGACUCACGUGACCGACCUUCUGACUUCUCAUUGGCUCAUUCGCUGGUUCACUGCGCGAGUGAACCAGCGGACGGGAGAAGUAGGAAACGGUUCCCGGCAAAAAUAAAAACGUUUUUUCCACGUGUCUCGGUUCGGAGCUGUGGCCCGGUUCCCUGCGGAGCCCCUUCGAUCUGGAAAAUGUCUGAAGAGAUUCCUCAUGAGGAGAAGAAGCCCCAGUCCACCCCAUCCCAGGCCCAGUCCACCCUGUCCCCGUCCCAGGCCCAGUCCUCCCAGGUCCAGUCUACAUCCACGGUCCAGUCCACCCAGUCGCCAUCCCAGACGAAGUCCCAGUCCCAGCCUGGUUCCAGUUCUUCCAGCGUGCCAUCCAGCGGCUCCGGGACUCUGAGCAGUGUGGACACGAUCCCCGUCGCCCUGUCGUCUGUCCCCGAGGAGCCGGAGCCACAACCCUGGGGCCGCCUGCUGCCCAUGAGCCCAGGGUUUAGGAGCCUCGACUGCUUUGAGGACCAGUACCUGUUUGGUCGGGACUCUCAGUGUAACUACGUUCUGAAUGAUCCGAAUGAAAUACGAUCCAAAAAGUUCAGAAUCUACAGCAAGAAACACUUCAGGAUCUACAGAGAGGCCAGCGAGGUCUUCGUGGUGGACUACAGUAACAACGGGACGUUUGUUGAUGGUCUCCGUAUCGGUAAAGACAUGAAGCUUCCUCUGGUCAACAACGCCGUAAUCUCAUUGGCUGAGCAGCGGAACAAAGUCUUUGUCUUCAUCGAUCUGAUGUCGGACCAUCAGUCCAGUUUACCCAAAGAGCUUCAGGAGAAAUAUCUGCUGACUCGACGCAUUGGCACUGGAGUGUGUGGUGAAGUCAAACUGGCCUUUGAGAGAUCGUCCUGCAGGAAGUUUGCUGUGAAAAUAAUAAACAAGAAGAACUUUCAGUCUGAAGGGCAAACACAGACGGCGACGCGGAACGCUCAGACGGAGAUCGAGAUCCUGCAGCGAGUCGACCACCCUUGUCUCAUAAGGACGGAAGACUUCUACCAGACGGAGGACAAUUAUUACAUCGUGUUGGAGCUGAUGGAGGGAGGAGAGCUCUUCCAGAGAGUGAAGGCUCAGCAGCAGCUCAAUGAAUCCAUCGCCAAACUUUAUUUCUACCAGAUGCUGAAAGCUGUUGAGUACCUCCACAGUAAAGGGAUCAUCCACAGAGACCUGAAACCAGAGAACAUCCUUCUGUCCUCACACGACGAUGUCUGUCUCAUCAAGGUGACAGACUUUAACCAGUCUAGGAUCCUGGAAGAGACCCUGUUGAUGAGGACUCUGUGUGGGACCCCCUCCUAUCUGGCUCCUGAGGUCUUCACUCACGCCUCCACGACGGGUUACAGCCUGGCUGUGGACGCCUGGAGCCUCGGGGUCCUCCUCUUCGUGUGUCUGUGUGGUUAUCCACCUUUCCAUGAAAAUUUUGGUCGUCAGUCGAUCACAGAGCAGAUAAUUCGAGGAGAGUUCACCAUGGUGCCGUCCAAGUGGAAGAACAUCUCUGAUCAAGUACUGGUGUCCACAGCUAAGGACGUGGUGAGGAAGCUACUGGUCGUGGACCCCAGCAGGAGGAUGACGAUACAGGAAGCCCUGCAGCAUCCCUGGUUACAGGAUGGUGAGAUGGUGCAGACGGCUCACAGACUCAUGUUCCCCUCCAACGAUGCUGCUGUUGCCACGCCCCAAGAGGCGGGGUCAGCCGACAGGAAGAAACGAAGACGAGAUGAAGAAGAAGAACAUCAGGCCAAACGGAGCAAAGCCCCGCCCCCUGCCAAAGAGAACCAAUCAAACGCAGAUGUUCCUCAGGUUGAUUGACUCGCAUGUCCACGACUGAAACUGUACAUUAAAGUUUGUCUUCGAUUAAAGUACUUAAUAUUUUUCACUC